AUGGCAGCCUUAAGGAUAACAGACAGCACAAAGCAGCUUUCUGCUUCAAGAAAUGGAGAAGAAUUAAAGGAACAAGAAGAAGAGGAUGAAGGCAACCUUGAUCUAUAUUUAUAUUUAAGUGAAAAGCAAGAAUUAGUGACAGAUGAUGAUGAUCUGCAAGAAGUUGUAUAUGAAGUGAAAUAUGGAGAGCCAAUAAGGCAGCUUCCAGCUCUGCGUGAGCUCCGAAAGAUUUACAGUUUCCAAAAGGACCAAAUCAAUGCAGAACUUGUGCCUGUGCUGGUUGAUUGUCUGACAAGGGAUGAUUCAACAGAGCUUCAGUAUGAGGCAGCUUACAUGUUACGCUAUCUAGCCAGAAAUGAGACUGCUGUGUUGAUUGAAAAUGAUGCAGUGCCUUUGUUUAGCAACCUCUUGAAUUCCCCCAGUGAAGAUGUGCAGGAGCAGGCAGUAAGGGCCAUAGCCACUCUUGCAGAGCAAGCUCUGCUCUCCUUUGACUGUAGAGCCAUCACUGAGGACAUCAUCCUUAAUCUUCUGCCCUUCUUCUAUCGCCCUAAAUCCCCCUUCAAGAUCUUCUGGUUUGCCCUAAAAUCACUGGUAUAUAUCAUUCGUUGCAAACCCAUUGAGGACACUUCCAUUGCCCUAACAAUCCUAAAGGAGCUUCUUGAAACAGAGGAAGAUACCCAAGUACAGAGGCUGGCUUGUGAGGCUCUUUCAUCUUUUUCUGAAGGGCCUGAGGGUGUUGAAUUCAUCAUUGGAAAUGACAUUUGCCCAUGCCUUGUUGAGCUUCUGUUUCAUGAUUCUCCACACAUACUGCUUUCUGUCAUGGAAACCAUGGCCAACAUUGCAGAGCAUGAGAACUAUAAGGAGGUUAUCAAUGACAGGGCACUCUCUCGUAUAGUGGCAAUUGUGUCAAAUGGUGACAAGAGAGAUUCAAAAACAGUGAGGCAUCUUCAUAUGGAGAUUUGCAGGUUGGUUGCCAGUAUCACAAGACUCACCCAGGAGGACAUUGAGCUUACAAUCAAUUCAGGGGUAAUUUAUGCCCUUGUGAGCCUUCUUGCAGAGGCAGUAGAUAGUGUAAAGGAAGAAGCAGCUGUUGCUAUUGUUAAUGGUAUUACAUAUGGGAGUGAAGAACAGGUGGUAUACUUUGUGGAUCUUGAUUGUAUAAAUCUCCUCAGUUAUCUCAUUAGACCUAACAAUAGAAGCCUUGCAGAAAUUUGCCUUGAUGGCAUUGACAGGAUGUUGAAGUUCAUAAAAGAAGAAAACAAACACCCACAUCUUUUCUGGAAUACUGAGCUCGAGAAUCUCCUUAGAACACAGAUACAAGGCAUUUCAUUAGGGCUAGUUGCAGAGCACCAUGGUCUUUUAUGUCCUCCUGCUAAGAAGCCUUGUAUUGAUUUGUCAAGACAUCCAAGAGAACGAAGUUUUGAUGAAAACAUUCAAAUUGAACGCCAAUCUAGAUUUUGA
Cryptomeria japonica (Japanese cedar) is the source of this 1461-nucleotide messenger RNA. Its product is annotated as importin subunit alpha-1. Gene Ontology annotation, cellular component: nucleus. The coding region runs from base 1 to 1461 and encodes 486 amino acids. The transcript has a single exon. Gene Ontology annotation, biological process: NLS-bearing protein import into nucleus. The record is from RefSeq and is a predicted model, not a curated record. Lineage: Eukaryota; Viridiplantae; Streptophyta; Pinopsida; Cupressales; Cupressaceae. Gene Ontology annotation, molecular function: protein binding; nuclear import signal receptor activity.